Molecule: messenger RNA, 1452 nt
Organism: Daldinia decipiens
Lineage: Eukaryota; Fungi; Ascomycota; Sordariomycetes; Xylariales; Hypoxylaceae
Exons: 1
Coding region: 329-1234 (301 amino acids)
Biological process (GO): peptidyl-lysine dimethylation
Molecular function (GO): protein-lysine N-methyltransferase activity
Source: RefSeq, a predicted model, not a curated record
CACCCCGUACAGCAUUAAAUACAUGCACUAAACGGUGUCACUUUCCGCCCGGCAAGAUUCGCAACGGAAUAGCUCCGUCUCUCCCUAGUAAGUAUCUAGGUACCUAACCUUAUCAGAGAGAUAACCAUGCUGCCAUGUACUUAGUGUACUUACCUUAGGUACCGGGGGUGGACAGACCCAAAACACCAGCAUUCUCGGUUUCGCUUCUGCGCCCAACUCUUGAUCACACGCGCUUGGGUGCAGAGAACAAAAGGGAAAAAAAGUUCUCUAGCACCCCAGCACAAAAUCACCCCCUGCACUUGAGCCUCAAGUUACUCGGCCGAGCAGGAUGGCCCUCACGAGCCGCAUCUCCCUUCACGGUCCUCCAUCUGAAGACCCCGAGGACUACCUCAGUUCUUCCUUGGGCAUCAUCUUCCCGGAUGACGUGACGAACCAGCACGGCGACGCGGAGCACUCGCUACUCUACACGUCGCCGCAUCUACCCAAGCCCCUGCACAUCGCCCUCGCGGACCCGGACCGGGAGGCCGAUCGCAAGCUCUUUAGCCACUACCUGUGGAACGCGAGUCUGCUGCUUGCCGAGCUCGUUGAGGCCGGCACCCUUGGCUUGCCCCUCGACGUCGGUUUGCGCCGGCUCCAGCCCGCCGCCUUCGAUGUCGCUACCCUUGAGACACUUGAGCUCGGCGCCGGUACCGCGCUGCCUAGCCUAAUGGCUGCUCUGCUCGGGGCUAAGGGCGUGGUCGUAACGGAUUACCCCUCCGAAACUGUCUUAGAUACUCUGCGUAAGAACGUCGUGGCUAAUGCCAAGACCGAGAACUCGCCCGGCAGCUCCCUUGCACCGCUGACAGUCGAGGGUCAUUCAUGGGGUGAGUUGGAUACGCCUUUCGCAGCAGAACAUCGGGGUCGGUUCGACCGUGUCUUCGUAUGCGACUGCUUGUGGAUGCCAUGGCAGCACGCCAACCUGCACAAGUCCAUUGCAUGGUUCCUCAAAGACUCCCCGGACGCCAGAGCCUGGGUUGUUGCUGGGUUUCAUACGGGGCGCGCCAAGAUGCGCGGUUUCUUCGAGGACGACGCCCUUGCGGCUGUCGGACUUGAGGUUGAGAGUAUAUGGGAGCGCGACUGCGACGGCGUUGAGCGCGAGUGGGUUUGGGACCGCGGCCAAGAGGACAUCAGUAUACGGAAGCGGUGGCUAGUCGUCGGUGUACUGCGGCGGAGGGCGUCGACGGUUGAAGGGUAAAAUAUUUCGGACGUCCACUAGGCUCUAGAACCUAGGUCCCUAAGUCGUGAGCUCUUGGUUAUUGGCUCAGGGGCUCUAUACUCUAGAUCUCCGGGAUUCACACGGAUAUACGGUAAGGUGAUGCUGUCCGUCGUUCACCUGGCUAACGCAUAAGGAAUUGCGACCAUGUGACUAUAAGCCCGGUCUAUGUAUAGCAAUGGACAUGGAACUAGGAUCUC